AUGGGAUAUUUGACGAGAAAACCAGCCGUUUGUUUGGUGGUGUCGGGACCAGGUCUUCUCCAUGCCAUUGGUGGUCUCGCCAACGCUACUGUGAAUUGCUGGCCAGUGAUCUGCAUCGGAGGUUCAUCUGACGUCGAUCAAGAAAACCGAGGAGCGUUCCAAGAAUGGCCACAAGUAGAAUCCGCACGUCUUUCUUGUAAGCACGUCAGUCGCCCGACUACGUUGCAAGCCAUUCCGCUCCAUGUUGAAAAGGCUGUCAGAGAAUGCAUGUAUGGUCGUCCUGGAGCAGUGUACCUCGACAUGCCUGGCAAUCUGGUUCUGUCCACAAUAGAAGAGGACGAAAUACCAAAAGUGGCCAAAGUGCCUCUGCCACCACCAGUCAGCGUUCCACCUGUGGAAGUUGUGCGAAGAGCCGUUGAAACCAUCAGACAGGCGCAAAGACCUCUUGUUAUUGUCGGUAAAGGUGCGGCAUGGUCGGAACGCGGUCCAACUAUGGUCCAACAGUUUCUCACAAAGAGUGGACUACCAUGGCUUGCAACUCCCGGUGGGAAAGGAGUUUGCUCCGAUGCGCAUCCACGAUCGGUGGCUCCUGCCCGCUCCUUUGCACUCCGCGAAGCUGACUGCAUCAUCUUGAUUGGUGCAAGAUUGAACUGGAUGCUCCAUUUUGGCCUUCCACCACGGCUCAACAAGGAUGUGAAAGUUGUACAGAUUGAUCUCUCUCCAGAAGAAUUUCAUCAAAAUUUGCCAACUACAGUACCUUUACUAGGAGAUAUUGGAGAGACGCUUAGCUCGAUGAUUGUGCAACUGGACGAAUGGCGCUAUCCACAGAAGGAGAAGUGGAUGACCGAUCUGUUAGCAAACGCUGACAAAAACAGGGCUGUCGUUGAGCAAAUGGCCAACGAUCAUUCGACUCCACUCAACUACUAUGCAGCUUAUACACCCAUUCGCGAAUUUCUCGCUAAAAAUGAUGUCAUUGUGGUAAAUGAAGGCGCAAACACAAUGGAUAUCGGAAGGACUAUGAUGCCGUCAACGUUGCCAAGAAGACGUUUGGAUGCUGGAACGUUUGGCACUAUGGGAGUGGGACAGGGCUAUGCGCUGGCUGCAGCACUAUACUGUCGAGAUCAUUCACCAACGACAAAAGUGCUAGUAGUUCAAGGCGAUAGUGCAUUUGGCUUCUCUGGCAUGGAGAUUGAGACUAUAGCUAGGUACAAACUCCCCGUGGUGACCGUAAUCCUCAACAACAGCGGAAUCUACCGUGGCAUGUUGCCAGAGGAUAUGAAUGCUGUCGAGGGCGAUCCGACAUUACUUUUCCCGGUGCUGUCACUCUCACCCGAAUGUCGUUACGAUGAAAUGUGCUGUGCGCUCGGUGGCGAUGGGUACUUGGUUAAAACUGUUCCAGAGAUCAAAGAAGCACUGCACAAGGCAAGAAAAAAACUGAAAACCUCUAAUUAUAAGUUUAGGCGUUCGAGAAGAAAAAUGGCCCAAGCCUCAUCAAUGUCAUCAUCUCGACGGAUUCUGAACGUAAAGCACAAGCACAUCCGUGGCUGA
This is a messenger RNA of Cylicostephanus goldi, 1548 nucleotides long. The record is from the annotation of a GenBank genome assembly. NCBI's taxonomy places the organism in Eukaryota, Metazoa, Nematoda, Chromadorea, Rhabditida, Strongylidae.